Molecule: messenger RNA, 1704 nt
Organism: Penicillium atrosanguineum
Lineage: Eukaryota; Fungi; Ascomycota; Eurotiomycetes; Eurotiales; Aspergillaceae
Product: FAD-binding oxidoreductase
Exons: 4
Coding region: 1-1704 (567 amino acids)
Biological process (GO): lactate catabolic process
Cellular component (GO): mitochondrion
Molecular function (GO): D-lactate dehydrogenase (NAD+) activity; D-lactate dehydrogenase (cytochrome) activity; FAD binding
Source: RefSeq, a predicted model, not a curated record
AUGCGAGCUCCAUUUAUAGUCCCGAGGGGCUUCUCCACUCCCCGCAUGCCCCAGUGCCGACCCCGGAUCUCACAAUGCCCAGUUGUCCGGACUAGCGGAGCAGCUCGAACAAAUGCUACCGCCAGCAAAAACAGCAGCCAGAGUCAAGAUAGCUCCUCGAGCUUCAGUUCCAGUUCCGCGCCCUUCUGGACACCCGCCAAGACUCUUCUCGUCUCCGCAUUUGCUGCGGGGUUGGGCUACGGCUACGCUUCAUAUAGCCAGGCACCACAGGCGCCCAAGAAAGUGCAAUAUGGCUCAAUGAAGGAUUUUGACAAGGCCAUCGCGGAACUGCGCGCCAAAUUCGGCGAAGACACAAUCUCCACCGACGAAGACGAACUCGAGCAGCACGGAUACUCAGAGUGGUCAAGUCUCAACGCAGACCGUCUCCCUGUCGCUGUCGCAUAUCCCACGUCCACAGAACAAGUUUCCGAAAUCGCCAAGGUGUGCCAUAAGUACCGCAUGCCCAUGAUCCCUUACUCCGGCGGCUCAAGUCUGGAAGCCAAUUUCUCCGCCCCAUAUGGUGGUAUGACUAUCGAUUUCGCAUUCAUGAACAGAAUUCUGGAGAUCCACGAGGAUGACAUGGAUGUCGUGGUUCAGCCGUCGAUCGGGUGGAUGGAUCUGAACGAGAAGAUUAAGAGUACCGGCCUGUUUUUCCCCGUGGACCCCGGUCCGUCAGCUAUGAUCGGGGGUAUGGUCGGUACGAAUUGCAGUGGUACGAAUGCUGUUCGGUAUGGAACCAUGAAGGAUUGGGUGAUUAACCUCACGGUUGUCCUGGCCGAUGGUCGCGUAAUCAAGACUCGCAGGCGCCCGCGGAAGACUUCUGCUGGGUAUAAUUUGACUGGAUUGUUUGUUGGAUCAGAGGGAACUUUAGGUAUUGUAACUGAAGCCACCCUGAAAUUGACUGGUAUUCCUGAGGAUACUCGUGUUGGUGUCGUUGCGUUCCCGAGUAUUCGUGAUGCCGCGUCAACUGCCAUGCAGUUGAUUAAGAAGGGUAUUCCUGUACAGUGCAUGGAAAUUAUGGAUGAUAUUCAGAUGGAUGUUAUCAACCGGGCCGGUGGUACUGGGCGGACAUGGGCAGUGUCUCCCCAUUUGUUCUUCAAGUUCUCUGGCACAAAAGCCGGCGUCGCAGAUAGCGUCGACUUGACGACGAAGCUCGCAAAGGACAACAACGCGGAUGCCUUCGAGUUUGCGAAGAGUGAGCAGGAGGCUCAUGACUUGUGGUCUGCCAGAAAGCAGUCUCUGUGGAGUAUGUUGUCUCUGCGCAAGGAAGGCUCCGAGGUUUGGUCAACAGAUGUGGCCGUCCCCAUCUCUCGAUUGCCCGAUAUCAUUGAAAAAUCGAAGGAGGAGUUGGAGAAUCUCGGAAUAUUCGCCAGCAUACUCGGACACAUUGGCGAUGGGAACUUCCACGCAAGCAUCAUGUACGACCGCACGAAUCCUGAAGAGCGUGAGCGAGUCGAGAAGGUGGUCUAUGACAUGGUGGACCGCGCUCUUGAAAUGGACGGCUCCUGCACAGGUGAGCACGGUGUCGGCCUGGGUAAGAAGGGUUCGCUGAAGAAAGAGCUGGGUCCGGAAACCAUCGACGUCAUGCGCAGUGUCAAGCGAUCUCUUGAUCCUCACUGGCUAUUGAACCCUGGCAAGAUCUUUGAUUUCGAAAAGGAUUCUUGA